Exophiala dermatitidis NIH/UT8656 is the source of this 2217-nucleotide messenger RNA. RefSeq lists its product as uncharacterized. The record is from RefSeq and is a predicted model, not a curated record. The transcript is spliced from 2 exons. Bases 310 to 1923 code for a protein of 537 amino acids. NCBI's taxonomy places the organism in Eukaryota, Fungi, Ascomycota, Eurotiomycetes, Chaetothyriales, Herpotrichiellaceae.
UUUGGGGUGUUUGUCUGUGAAAUGGCUUCCCCGAUUUUAAUUUAUUCCUUACAUUUAUUCCUUACCAUGAGGUCAACAUCGAAAGAUGCCGCCAGAAGCCCGCAGAGGCGUCGACGCGAAUCCUCCGAGUCAUCCGAUAACUACAGCGGUGGCUUCUGCUGCGGAACUAUUUUGUUAAGCGCGAACCUGCCGACGCGACUGGUAAACUCGUUGAAUGUGUAUGAAGUUGACGAUUCUUGACUACGUUGCGACCUUCUUCGCCGUGUACCCGUACUCUGGCCAAUAUUGGCUUGCCCUCACACCUCAAAAAUGCCGCCGCAGUCAGAGGAACAAGAAGACGCGACAGAUGAGGGAUGCGAAUGGGAGAAGCCAAUACAAGACCUUGAGGAAGAAGACGACAAUAUGCUGAUACACAUGGAGUGGGAUCGGUUGGAAGAGGAAUUUCUCCAGUAUCUUGAAACCGAAAGACCCACCAUCAAAGCAAUCGUUGCUCAACAUCUGAACUUAAAAGCACAUCAGACGUGCAGCGUUGCGAAAAGAUAUGAAUGGAUGGGAGGGACUUAUAACGUCUGUAUACCUGUCUUCAUCAGCAAUUGGCGUGCGCGGCGGGUUCUGAUUAGAUGCCCGUUCCCUCACAGGCUAGGUGGACUGCACAAGACUACGCUAAUGGAAGAGAAAUUACGCUGUGAGGCAGCUUCUUUUGCUUGGCUCUCUCGGAACUGCCCUCGUGUUCCCAUUCCACAUUUAUUUGGAUUUGGACUUCCAGGCGGCUUACAAUUUUCACCGCUCGAACACGCACCCUGGUAUCAGCGAGUCUCGACAUUUCUCCGAUGGUGCUGGGCACGGGCUUGUGGACGAUCUUACUUCCGUCCAUUCGCACCCCUUCAAAGCCGUGUUUCGCUCAAGAGUGGCUAUUUGUUGAUAGAAUGUUUUGAGAAGGAACGAGGUCAAACGCUCUCUGCGGUGGGGCACCCUCCCCCCGAACAUCGUCCAACACUUUUCCGGAGUUUGCGGAGGAUACUUCUCGACCUGGCGCGCCCUUUGUCCAAAAUUGGCUCCUUCACCGUCCACGACUCUGGAGAAGUGUGUCUCACCAAUCGACCAUUGACAAGGGGACUGGUUGUACUGGAAAAUGCAGGUGUUCCGACGAAAAUUCCCCAAAAUCAAACUUAUUCAUCUACCGAAUCGUACCUCCUUGACCUCAUCAACUGCCACGAUCAGCGAUUAAUACAUCAACCGAAUGCGGCCCGCAGUAAACUCGACCUGGAGGGUCAGAUGGCUACCAUUGUCGCUUUACGGGCAUUGUACUCGACGUUCAUGAGCACGCCAUUACAGCGAGAGCCGCCCAUUUUCCAAUUCACGGAUUUACACGAAGACAAUCUCUUUGUGGACGAAAACUAUUGUAUCACAGGAAUUGUAGACAUUGAGUUCAGCUGUGCUCUGCCCAGGGAAAUGCAACAUCCACCCUUCUGGCUCUCGGGGCACGAGCUCGACGAUCUUGAUGGAGAAGGCACACAAGAGAACGAAGAAAAGUUUGAGCGUGCCUGUGAAGAAUUCCUUCGGAUCCUCGAAGAGGAAGAUGAUGAUGAUGAUGGGGAAACAUUCCCAAUUUGUCCUCGUGACUAUGCUCAGGCAAUGAGAGACUCUCUUCGCAGAAAGCAGCACUGGUACUUGACCGCUGUCAAAAUCCCGCGGAUCGCGUACAAUAUUUUCGUCAAUAAAAUACAACCUCAAUUUGCGUUUUCCCAUUCAGAAGAGGAGGCCGGCAAGUUUCAGGACGUUAUGGCCAAAUACUGGAGAGUUGACACUGUGGCAUUUUUCGAGCAGAAACGCCAUGAAUGGAGCAACCAUCUCAGUCAGCUACGAUCUAUACAAAGCCCCUCAACAAGCACACCAGUAUGCGUACUUUUGCCUAUUUCUUAGUUCCGGCCUCCUUGUUGCGCGCGGCUUUGUUCUCUUGCCGUUUCUCCUCGGCCUCUGCGGAUGUUCUGUCCAGAAGUUGCUCUGUACCCUCUGGUUGGCGCUUGUUUUUUCAAUUCUGGUGGCGAUAGUCGCGGUCUGCUCUGACUUGCUAUCACCGGAGUAAGCUGACGAGGCGAUGGACUUGCUAUCAUCUGCCAUCUUCAGCAAGGUCAGAUGGCUAGCAAUGAUUGAGUAUGGUUCGUAGUAGUGUUAACUAAGUAAAGAUGGUAAAUAAAAAUCACGUCAAAAGUAAGA